This is a messenger RNA of Serendipita indica DSM 11827, 1818 nucleotides long. The record is from the annotation of a GenBank genome assembly. NCBI's taxonomy places the organism in Eukaryota, Fungi, Basidiomycota, Agaricomycetes, Sebacinales, Serendipitaceae.
AUGUCUGGAUCAUCCGACGACGCGAUCAUUGAAUCCUCAGAAGGCGUUCGCCACGGUGAACCGACAACUCCUCUGCUACGCCUCGCCAGUUUUCAAAGACAUGUACGAAAUAGCACCCUCAUUCAGCUCAGUCAAGCAGGCCGUCAAGCUGUCAGAGAGCGGCCGUUCUCCGCAUGCUCUUGGCCUACCUGGAUCCAAAGAUGUCUUCACCUCCAACACUCCAUAGGAACACUCUGGGAGUGCAUUGAAGCGUCGAAAAAGUACCAUAUCACCGCACUCAUCUCCCGCUUUCGCGCUAUCCUCACUUCGCCGACCAUUCUGCACGGCGACCGGCCUAUCAACCUAAUCAUCCUUAAUCCACUCCCGGUCGCUGUACUGGCGCACGCAUUUGAGUUUACUGAAGAGCUCCGCAUGACACUGCGCGAGCUAGCCCGGUGUCAUAUAAACGUUCUGAUGCGAAACAAGCAAGGAUGCACGCUUCCUAGCGUGUUAUUCCAGUACAUUCUCCAACUACGGCGCUCACGAGCCAUAUGGCUCAAGGCAAAGGCAAAGUCACUCCUCUAUCUCCCUGCGGCUACACCUCCCCAGGGCAAAUUGUUGGCCUUGAGGAGUGGAAGCAAUUGCCCGUACUGCAUAAGGUUCCGAGCGGAACAUCUUCACGAGGCGUGCAUCAAGAUUGACGAUCAACCUUCGUGGGAUACAUUUCGAGCGGAGAUGAUCCAGCGCAUCGUCAAGUGCACGUGUGAUGCACCGACGAUUCCGUGGGAGGGAACUAAUCGCACUGUUCGACUGUGGGAGACAAGCACUGGUCUACCGUUGGGAGAGCCAUUUAGAGGCCACGAAUCCGAGGUUACAGCCGUAAUAUUCUCGCCCGAUGGUUCGCGGAUCGUCUCCAGCUCGGAGGACACCACGGUUAGAUUAUGGGAUGCGCACAAUGGGAACUCGUUUGGAGACCCACUCCGAGGGCACACAGAAUCAGUCAAUACACUCGCAUUCUCGCCAGAUGGGGUGAAAUCGCCUCGCCCAGGAGAUACCACAAUAGUACUAUGGAAUGCAGUCACUGGUGAGCCGUUCGGGACACCGCCCGAGGCCAUGAAUCUGAAGUUUGCGCCCCGCAUUCGUGGCAAAUGGCUCAAGGAUCAUCUCUGUCACUCAGCAGAGCCCUAUCGAGUUCGCGAGGCCUUCCAGGGCACCAUCGCGCUCUCGUCGGACGGCUUGCGCAUGGCCUGUGGCUCGGAUGAAGUGAUUCGGCUGUGGGAUAUAGACCAUGAUAAACCACUGGGAGUUUCACUUCAAGGUCAUCACCACGUGGUUCUUGCCAUCACAUUCUCUCCGGACAGCAAACGAAUUGCCUCUGGCUCGAUGGACCACACAGUCCGAAUAUGGGAUGGUGACACUGGUAGCCCAUUUGGACACUCACUCCGGGGUCAUAAGGCUUGGGUCGGGUGCGUUGCAUUUUCACCGGAUGGUUCACAAAUCGCCUCCGGAUCGGAAGAUAACACAAUUCGGAUUUGGGAAGUAAAGAACGACUCAAGUACGGAUGAAGAGACGCCUCAUUCAUAUCUCAGGGUGAAAUCACCGAUCACACCCCUCAAAAACCUCGUUCCUGGAUUUGAGGAAUGCUCGCUGCUGCACGAUGGCUGGGUGCAAUCUUCCGGAAGGUAUCUCUUCUGGGUACCAUCCAAUAAUCGUCAUGGACUACAAUAUUCACAUCGGUUGACUAUACCAACAGCAAGUCCGCUGCGGGCGACAAAAAUUAAUUUUGCCCGGUUUGAAUGUGGUUCCUCUUGGAUGAACGUGCGGAAAGUUACCAAUUAG